This is a messenger RNA of Cavenderia fasciculata, 1407 nucleotides long. Its product is annotated as putative protein tyrosine kinase. Gene Ontology annotation, biological process: protein phosphorylation. The record is from RefSeq and is a predicted model, not a curated record. The coding region runs from base 1 to 1407 and encodes 468 amino acids. NCBI's taxonomy places the organism in Eukaryota, Evosea, Eumycetozoa, Acytosteliales, Cavenderiaceae. The transcript is spliced from 2 exons. Gene Ontology annotation, molecular function: protein kinase activity; ATP binding.
AUGAUUGGUAGAAUACUCCCCGAUCAAACCGCGUUUGAUGAACCGGUGAUGGUUUUAAAAAAAAAGAAAGAUACACCACUAUCAAACGUCGCUACAAAAACAAUUGGUACUGAUCGCGACAAGUUUAAUCACGAUGGUGGUGUGCUAGGUGAAAUGCAUCAUCUAUCUUCUGCAGUGAAUAACAACAACAACAACAUCAACAACUAUGAUCAUAUUAGUAAUGGUAAUAUGAAUACUAUGAUGAUGACAAUACCAAUGAAACCAAUUGGUACAUUUGGUCAAAAUCAAAAUAGUUUAAAUCAAUUGGAUAAUAAUAAUAAUAAUGGAGAUGAUACAGAUGAUGAAGGAACUGGAACUCAACCAUUAGAAGAUUCACAACAAAACAAAAACAAUAAUGAUGAGAAUGUUCCACCUGCAGGACUACAACAUCAAUACACUCAACAAAUAUCAAUCACUCCAUCAAAAUCGAUGCAAUGUCCUAAAGCGCCGACCAAGACACCGCUACGAUCUCCAGCCAACAAGGCUGAAAAAUACGACUUUACCAUCAACUCGAAUGGUGAUACUGUCAACCCUGUACACUUUUUGACACAACGAAAACGAACAAAGUCUUCGUCUUCGCAUUUUGUAUAUAUCCAAAAGUUGGGAGAAGGAUGUUUUGGCGAGGUUUGGAAAGCAAAGUCACUCAUUGACGAUUGCAUGUAUGCCAUUAAAAAGAGCAAACGUCCAAUAUGGGAGACCAAGACACGUAACGAACAACUACAAGAGAUUGAAAAGGGGAUGGUGUUGGGACACCAUCCAAACAUUUCCAUUAUAAAAGCUGCAUGGGAAGAAGGCGCACAUUUAUACAUCCAACAAGAAUUGUGCGAAAAGGGUAGUCUCAAAGAUGAACUAAAUCGUCGUGUUGACAAGGCCAUCGACGAAGAAACACUAUGGCGUUAUAUUGCAGAUAUUGCUCGUGGACUAGAACACAUACAUAAUCAUAAUAUCAUUCAUCUUGAUAUUAAACCAGAAAACUUAUUAUUUUCAAAUGAUGAUUUUGGAGUAUCAACAACAAAUGGUGAUACAGAAGGAGAUAAAGUUUAUAUGGCAUUGGAAUUAUUGGAUGAUCAAGUUAGUACGGCUGCAGAUGUAUUUAGUUUUGGUAUUACCAUUUUGGAAGCUGCCACCAAUUAUGAUUUGCCUCAGGGAGGACAAUGGUGGCGUAAUCUUCGUGAGGGGCAAGUGCCCUUCCCAGAUGACUGCGAGGUCUCUCCAACACUUAGGAAUUUAAUCGUCUCCAUGAUGGAAACUAAUCCAGCCAGUCGAAUAACCAUCAAACAAAUAUUGGAAUUGGACAAGGUCAAAGAAAUUGUUGAAGCAAAAAAGAAAAUAGAGCAACCAAGAAGAUUACAAAGAAAACUAUUUUAA